Pipistrellus nathusii (Nathusius's pipistrelle) is the source of this 1413-nucleotide messenger RNA. The record is from the annotation of a GenBank genome assembly. NCBI's taxonomy places the organism in Eukaryota, Metazoa, Chordata, Mammalia, Chiroptera, Vespertilionidae.
AUGCACUUUUCCAUUCCUGAAACCGAGUCCCGCAGCGGGGACAGCGGCGGCUCCGCCUACGUGGCCUAUAACAUUCACGUGAAUGGAGUCCUGCACUGUCGGGUGCGCUACAGCCAACUCCUGGGGCUGCACGAGCAGCUUCGGAAGGAGUAUGGGGCCAAUGUACUUCCUGCAUUUCCCCCAAAGAAGCUCUUCUCUUUGACACCUGCUGAGGUAGAACAGAGGCGAGAGCAGUUAGAGAAGUACAUGCAAGCUGUUCGGCAAGACCCACUGCUUGGGAGCAGUGAGACCUUCAAUAGUUUCCUGCGUCGAGCACAACAGGAGACUCAGCAGGUCCCCACAGAAGAGGUCUCCUUGGAAGUGCUGCUCAGCAACGGGCAGAAAGUUCUGGUUAAUGUGCUAACUUCAGAUCAGACUGAAGAUGUCCUGGAGGCUGUGGCUGCAAAGCUGGAUCUUCCAGAUGACUUGAUCGGAUACUUUAGUCUCUUUCUAGUUCGAGAAAAAGAGGAUGGAGCCUUUUCUUUUGUACGGAAGUUGCAAGAGUUCGAGCUGCCUUAUGUGUCAGUUACCAGUCUUCGGAGUCAAGAGUAUAAGAUUGUGCUGAGAAAGAGUUACUGGGACUCUGCCUAUGAUGAUGAUGUCAUGGAGAACCGGGUUGGCCUGAACCUGCUUUAUGCUCAGACGGUAUCAGACAUUGAGCGUGGGUGGAUCCUGGUGACCAAGGAGCAGCACCGGCAACUCAAAUCACUGCAAGAGAAGGUCUCCAAGAAGGAGUUCCUGCGGCUGGCUCAGACGCUGCGGCACUAUGGCUACUUGCGCUUCGAUGCCUGUGUGGCUGACUUCCCAGAGAAGGACUGUCCAGUAGUGGUGAGCGCAGGCAACAGCGAGCUCAGCCUCCAGCUCCGCCUGCCCGGCCAGCAACUCCGCGAAGGCUCCUUCCGGGUCACCCGCAUGCGGUGCUGGCGGGUCACCUCCUCUGUGCCAUUGCCCAGCGGAGGCACAAGCAGCCCGGGCCGGGGCCGGGGCGAGGUGCGCCUGGAACUGGCUUUUGAAUACCUCAUGAGCAAGGACCGGCUCCAGUGGGUCACCAUCACCAGCCCCCAGGCUAUCAUGAUGAGCAUCUGUUUGCAGUCCAUGGUAGAUGAGCUGAUGGUGAAGAAAUCCGGCGGCAGUAUCAGAAAAAUGCUGCGCCGGCGGGUCGGGGGCACCCUGAGACGCUCAGACAGCCAGCAAGCAGUGAAAUCCCCACCACUGCUUGAAUCACCUGAUGCCAGCCGGGAGUCCAUGGUCAAACUCUCAAGCAAGCUGAGUGCCGUGAGCUUGCGGGGAAUUGGCAGUCCCAGCACAGAUGCCAGUGCCAGCGAUGUCCAUGGCAAUUUCGCUUUCGAGGGCAUUGGAGAUGAGGAUCUGUGA